AUGUUUACAGACAACGUAUUAACAACACAUUUUAUCAAAUUACGUAUACGUGUACAGGAUAUUGAAAAAAUUGAAAAAAUAAUUUUUGAUUUCACUGAAAGUCUUGGUAGGAUACAUUUUAUUCAAUCAGAUUAUUAUCAAUGCCCAAAUGGUUUGAUAAAAAUUCAAAAAUAUUUUGAUGAUGUUAGUUAUACAAAAAUUUUGUUUUAUAAUAAAACUAAUGAUGAAGAAAAUUAUAAAAAAUGUAUUCAUUUAAAAAUGUGUUUUGAUGAUACCUCAAAAGAAGCAUCGUUGUUAUUGUCUGUUGCCCUAAACAAGAUGGCUUCAAUAAAAAUUAGUAGAAGGCAAUUUUGUAAAGAUAAUUUUAUUAUUAAUCUUGAUCUCGUUGAAGAUAUGGGAUAUUUUAUGAGUAUAAAAUAUAUUUUAGAAAAUGAAAAAGUUUGUAAAGAAGAAGUUUGGUUUAAGUUGAAAAAAAUAUUAUUAAUAAAUUUUGAUAUUCAUAAAAAUGAAAUUCUUCCUACAGCGUCUUAUGCAGAGUUACUUGUUAAUAACAUUUUAAACAAGUGUAAUUUAUUUUAA
This is a messenger RNA of Strongyloides ratti, 579 nucleotides long. RefSeq names its product CYTH-like domain-containing protein. The transcript has 2 exons. Bases 1 to 579 code for a protein of 192 amino acids. The record is from RefSeq and is a predicted model, not a curated record. NCBI's taxonomy places the organism in Eukaryota, Metazoa, Nematoda, Chromadorea, Rhabditida, Strongyloididae.